UCGAGUUUGUACACUGAUUUUGAUAAUAACAUGAUUGCGCCGGGUGAUUGAUACAUGGUAUGCACAUGAGUAGAGGUGUAGUAAGAGUAGCACGCAAACCACUCACAUAGUUAAUUAAUCGAAACUAAAUUCAACGGCUGUGCACUCGUUUAUCCUUUUGGAGACAAUUCAACCCUACCUGUUGUUUGAUCGAGAAUAGCGACGCUACACACGAUACACAUAUAAUAUAUAUAUUUAUCAGAAGAAAAGGUAUAGUCGACCGCCAUGGACCGGUGUGCCGAGAUGAACGACGAUCGCGGGCAGCCGAAAGUAGCGGCGAUGGACGACGAGCGGUGUUCGCUGAAGAAAUCGUCGUCAUGCGGCCGAUUGGCCGUCGCCGCCGACAGAACCGUGGAAGACAUCCGCGGGUACUGCCGUCAGUGGAACAUGCCGUCCGACGUUUACAGGCCGGUGGCGGGCACCCGCAAGUUCCGGCUGGCCGAUCUGAUCGCCGAGCUGUACCGGGUGUUUGACGAGGACCGCGUCAACGUGGAGUACGUGCGGUACCUGAUGGAGUCGUACCAGAGCGACCCGGGCGAGUGGCUCAAGUACGCCAAGUUCAACAAAUUCCGGUACACCCGCAACCUAGUGGACGCGGGCAAUGGCAAGUUCAACCUGAUGGUGUUAUGCUGGGGCGAGGGCAACGGGUCGUCCAUACACGACCACCCCAAUUCGGAUUGCUUCAUGAAGAUCCUGGCCGGCCAGCUGUCCGAGGUACGGUUCGCGUGGCCAAAAGACACCGGCGCAGACGCCGACGACCAGUAUGUGUCCGCGUGCGACGACCUAAAGCCGUUGAUGGAGUUCAGCCGGACAUGUUUGGAGACCAACAGCGUGUGUCACAUAAAUGAUUCGAUGGGCUUACACCGAGUAGAAAAUUCGAGUCACACUGACAAGGCCGUGAGCUUACACUUGUAUUGUCCGCCAUUCGAAGAGUGCUCUACGUUCAACCAGCACACGGGACACAGGAUAAUCGCCAAGGCAACGUUUUGGUCGAUAUACGGGAAGAAGGUUACCAAGAAACGCGACGAGGAAAACUAUGUACCUGAUGAUAACUGAUUUUGACAACAAUAAUUAAUUGUGCUGAACGCAAUUUUCUAAAUAUUUGCAAUAUUUAAUAAUUAUAUUAAACAACGACGUCAAAAUAUACAAGCUACAAUAAUUAUUAUAUACUAUACAGAUUAUUCGCGAAUUUUUAUAUGUGUAACUGCUAUAUAGUUUGUAGAUAUACAAAAAGAAAUCAGUCUUACUUAAAAAUGAUAAGGGAAAAAAUUGUUUUAAAGACACGAUUUUUAUUCGUUUUGUACAAAAGCAAACAUAUAUACAUACGGCAUACCUACCUUAAACGCAAAGGAAAUUUAUAAGUAUUAAUAAUAAAACUAUAUUUAUAUACCUAUAUUUAUUUCUUA
This is a messenger RNA of Adelges cooleyi (spruce gall adelgid), 1445 nucleotides long. Its product is annotated as cysteine dioxygenase type 1. Gene Ontology annotation, biological process: L-cysteine catabolic process. The record is from RefSeq and is a predicted model, not a curated record. Gene Ontology annotation, molecular function: cysteine dioxygenase activity; ferrous iron binding. Lineage: Eukaryota; Metazoa; Arthropoda; Insecta; Hemiptera; Adelgidae. The transcript is spliced from 4 exons. The coding region runs from base 265 to 1095 and encodes 276 amino acids.